AUGGCGGCAGUGAAGAACAAGUUUGUUAUUAUUCUGUUAACAUUCGCCAUAAGCCGGUUAUUUCUAACGGUAGGAUUAACGGUCGACCCAACUUUAACGGAGAUUCUCCACGUAGGUCUUGAAGGUGAAGUGAAACUGGAAGCUUCGGAGUUAGAAGCGGUUUCAUUGGAUUUCGGGAGGUUGAGCAGUAGAGGAGAAGCAUUAGCGGUGGUUCGACCAGCGUCGGAAAAUGAUGUGGCGAGGGUUGUUAAAGCGGCGUAUAAUUGGCCGCCGUUCGCGGUGUCCGCGCGAGGGCACGGACACUCGAUAAACGGACAAGCGGAUACGAGAAUGAAAGGUGUGGUGAUUGAAAUGGGGAGAGGCAGUAGGGUUAAUUUUCUUCCUCGAGUGUAUGAGAGAGAAAUGUAUGUGGAUGUUUGGGGUGGUGAAUUAUGGAUACAUGUGUUGAAAGCUACAUUGGAGUAUGGUUUAGCACCCAUGUCUUGGACUGAUUACUUGUAUUUGUCUGUGGGUGGUACUCUUUCUAACGCUGGAAUUAGUGGACAAACCUUUAAUCAAGGUCCUCAAAUCUCCAAUGUUUUUGAACUCGAUGUUGUUACAGGAAAAGGUGAAGUGUUGACAUGUUCAGAAGAUCAUAACUCAGACUUGUUCCAUGCUGUUCUUGGUGGUCUUGGACAAUUUGGAAUCAUCACAAGAGCUAGAAUUGCUCUCCAACCAGCUCCUCAAAGAGUUCGUUGGAUACGAGUUUUGUAUUCGAAUUUUUCGACCUUUAGUAAGGAUCAAGAGUUUCUGAUAUCUCUGCAUGGGAAAGCGGCGAGGCAGAGAUUCGAUUAUGUAGAAGGUUUUGUGAUAGUGGAUGAAGGACUUGUUAAUAAUUGGAGAUCCUCAUUCUUUUCAUCGAGUAAUCCUGUUAAAAUCAGUUCCAUUAAUACCGAUGGAGGUGUUUUGUACUGUUUGGAGAUAACCAAAAACUACCACCAAGGAAAUGCUGAUUCUGUUGAUGAGGAAAUACAAGCACUAUUGAAAAAGUUAAGUUUUAUAGAAACAUCAGUGUUCACAACGGACGUGGGUUAUGUGGAUUUUCUGGAUCGUGUACAUAAGGCAGAAGUGAAACUUAGAUACAAGGGUUUAUGGGAUGUAGCACAUCCAUGGCUGAAUCUUUUUGUUCCAAAAUCGAGGAUAGAAGAUUUUGACAAGGGUGUGUUCAAGGGCAUUUUGGGGAAUAAGACAAGUGGGCCUAUUCUCAUCUACCCUAUGAACAAAAACAAGUGGGACAAUCGGAGCUCGGUGGUGACACCAGAGGAGGAGGUGUUUUACCUGGUGGCAUUUCUGAGAUCAGCUUUGGAUGCUGAGACACUGGAGUAUCUGAGUAACCAGAACCGUCAGAUUCUGAGAUUCUGCCAUGACUCGAAGAUCAAGGUGAAACAGUACCUGCCCCAUUACACAACAGUAGAGGAGUGGAAGGACCACUUUGGAGAUAAGUGGACCCAAUUCAAUGCCAUGAAGAUGCAAUUCGAUCCUCAACGAAUCUUAGCAACAGGGCAGCGAAUAUUUGAUUUUGAACCUUCCACCGUCAUCUCUAAGGAUGACAUGUAA
Molecule: messenger RNA, 1596 nt
Organism: Lathyrus sativus (Indian pea)
Lineage: Eukaryota; Viridiplantae; Streptophyta; Magnoliopsida; Fabales; Fabaceae
Source: the annotation of a GenBank genome assembly